UCGAUCCGAAUCAACAAAACCGCCCCGAGACCUCCUAUGCCAAGACAAGGUGUCUACACACUCGUCCGUGUCCUCUAUGCAUCCAUCGAUCCCAUCGACUACAAGCUGCCCUCCAUGUCAUGGCCCGUUCCACGCCUGGUCAUUGGCUCAUCGCCAAUCACCCCGGGGACUUCUUUCGUGGGACAAGUCCAAGAGACAAGGCACCCGGGUUUCAAAGCCGGGGAUUUCGUUUGGGGUAAACACGAUAUGUCCGUGAAGCAUGGUACUUGUGCAAGCUACACUCUCGUAGCAGGGAACAAAGGCGUCGUCAAAAUUCCAGCGGAUUGGAAUCCGAAGCGUAGCCUUGAAGAGUUUGCUGGGGCUGGUGUAGUCGCCCAGACGGCUUUGCAGACCUUGAUCGCUAGCGGACUGCCCCUUCCGCUCCAGCGAUCAUCAGAUGAUCAAGUACUGGAUCGAACAAUUUUCAUCAAUGGAAGCACUGGCGGCGUCGGCACAUUUGCUGUUCAGAUGGCGAAGCGUUGCUUCCGCGUAAAGCAUGUGGUCGUCAGCUGUUCAGGUGCCAACAGUGAUUUCGUGAAGAGUCUCGGCGCUGAUGAAGUGGUGGAUUACCGAACUUGUGGUGCGAACGGACUUUCUGGAUGGCUCAAGGAUUGGUCGAAGACAAACGGCAGAUCGUUCGACGCGGUCAUUGACAAUGUCGGCACCGAACCGGAUCUCUAUUGGAAUUGUCAUCACUUUCUUACCGCGGAUGGCAAGUACGUGCAAGUCGGUGGUGGUAUGGACGUCGGUAGUUUCGCAAUGACGGCGAAGAAGGCGCUCUGGCCAAGAAUCUUGGGGGGUGGGCAGCGAGCUUUCCAAUUCCUAGGUACGGAAAACAAACCCGAUGAUCUCUCCAUGAUCGGCAUGUGGAUGGCCGAGGGUAAAGUUCGCUGUGUCAUCGAAGAUGACAACAGGUAUUCUUUGCUAGACGUCAAGAAAGCCUAUGAGAAGCUAAAUAGUGGGAGAGUACGAGGCAAGAUUAUUGUGGUCGUU
This is a messenger RNA of Baudoinia panamericana UAMH 10762, 1032 nucleotides long. RefSeq lists its product as uncharacterized. The transcript has a single exon. NCBI's taxonomy places the organism in Eukaryota, Fungi, Ascomycota, Dothideomycetes, Mycosphaerellales, Teratosphaeriaceae. The record is from RefSeq and is a predicted model, not a curated record. Gene Ontology annotation, molecular function: oxidoreductase activity. The annotation marks the transcript as partial.